Molecule: messenger RNA, 4666 nt
Organism: Bombus huntii
Lineage: Eukaryota; Metazoa; Arthropoda; Insecta; Hymenoptera; Apidae
Gene: oaf
Product: out at first protein
Exons: 4
Coding region: 178-1014 (278 amino acids)
Source: RefSeq, a predicted model, not a curated record
UACUCUAUGCCAAUAUGGUUGUGAAUGUGUGCUUUGACCGCGACAAAAUGUACAGAGUAGGAGGUUCUUACGAUUAGGUUAUAUUUAAAGUGUUUAUCUUUCUAAUAAAUGUCGAUCAAUUAUAGUUAAUUACAACAGUGGUUAGUACUGUGAAAAAAGUAGUUACAACAUGCAACAAUGAAGAAAUUCAACGAAUUAUUUACAGUCUGUUUUUUAUUGCACUAUUUGUAUAGUGUUUGUACAACUCACUUGCUCAUAAAUGUUAAAAAUCAGGGUGGUGAUAUUCUAUUGGAAACGAUUUCUUCCAAUGUUAGUGAAGAUGUUAUUACCUUAGAAUUUCAAUGUUCAGAUGGUACUUUAGUGACACAACUCAUUGAUUUCAAAAAUGAAGUUCAAAUAAUAAAAGCUUUAGUUCUUGGUGAAGAAGAACGUGGUCAAAAUCAAUAUCAAGUUUUAUGCUUUGUUAAUCAUUUUUUCAAAGUGGAUUUCAUAUCAUCUGAUGCUAUGUCUAAAUUACGGCAAAAAAAUCCAGGCACUGUGCGUGUUGCAGAAGAAGAUAAAGGUCACGUGAAUUAUACCAUGGAUUUAUUCUUAGAUGUAUCUGAAUCCAAAGAUAUUUCUAAACACAUUGCAACUCUUUGUGGAGAAGCAGCUGGAUCUGCUUAUACUAGAAAUGAAGAUAUAAAACAGUGGAUUCAAAGACCUGGCUCAUCCGAACUUUCACUCAUGGCAGCUGUGUAUAACUUCAGCACAAAUUCUAUAACGCAAGGUACAAACGAUUCAAGAUCGUUAUUUGUAACACGAUGUGCAGACACAUCGAAUAUGUGGGCACCUUGUACAUGUUCAUUAGAAUUAUGUAUUGGUUGGUACCCAUGUGGUUUAAAAUUUUGCAAAGGCAAAGGUGAUGGUAAAAAAGCAGCCGCUCCAUAUAAAUGUGGCAUUAAAACUUGUAAAAAAUGUUUUAUAUUCUCAUACUAUUCUAAAAUGAAGCAGAAUUGUUUAUGGGAUGAAUGACACAUAAGAACACUGUAGAUAUAUAGGUUUUAAUUUAUGAAAGAGGGCAAGAUUAUUCAAAUUAUCAGAAAGCAAAACUACCUUUGACAUAUUAAUUUAUCACAUAUACAUUAACAAAAAUCAUCCUAUAGUAUAAUUUCAAUUUCAUUUUCUUUUUAAUAUUAUUAUGCUCAUCAUAAAUGCUUUAAAAAGUAAACAUUUGUAACAAAAGGUACCUUUGCUACUUAUAUAUCUUUGUCAAAUCAUCAUUGAUCUCACCAAAUUUUUAACUUUAUUUCGUCUGUACAUAUCAAGUAUUAAUUGUGCUCACUCUUAUCAGGGUAUAUCGACUUGUUCAUUAUAAUGACAUUUUGGAGUAAUUUCAUUUUGAACAAUUUUUAAGGUAUUAUUUUUCUAUUUCAUUUGAAAAGUUGUCGUAAAUAUGUAAUAUAUAUAUUCCAUUUCACAAUAUCUAUUUGAGAAGAAGACUAGUAUGGAUCAGAUGAUUUAGAUAUAAUGGUCGCAAAAUUUUUAAAUUUGCUCUGUCCAUUAGUGGGGCUCCUGUACCACCUGUCAUUUAUAGUAAAGGGAAUCUCUCACUAGCAGUGAGACUGAAGACAGUUGUGAGUAUUAGUAUCAUCUUCGCGGGUUGAUAUUAAUUAUAUGCUUUCUAAAUGUCAGUGUUUUUCUAUAAAAAUAUAGGAUCGGUAUCGGGGCUUCCAUAAUGACGGAAGCAGGUUAGAAGUAUGUUCUUGGUACAUGUACCAGGGCGUCGGCAGACCUAUGUUAGAUAAAUUCUUACUUUUAUAGGCUGUACUGAAUGGAUGCAUUUGUAACAGUAAUAUUUGUAUUUUACUAGGAUAACUAACAAAAUAUUUUAUAGGGAGAACAAGGUACGGUAAAAGAAGGAACUAUUAAAAAAAGAAAAAGCAAAACUAAUUCUAAAAGACUUACUUAGUUGUCAUAUCUUGUUAUAUGAAAAUUAUUUAAGUUUACAUUUAUCAUUCAUCACAUUCCCAAACUAGUAUUUGCCUGCAUUUAUCAAAAAUGUAAUCAUUCCUAACAUACCUUACAUUAUAUGCACAAUGUGUCUUACAAAAUAUGUACUACUGAACAUACAUACUUGGUCACAAAGCAACAAUGUUUAUUGCAUAUUAGAGGGCGUAAAAUUGUUCGAGAAAUUUGAACAGACUGUUUUUAUUAACUGUUCACAGCCGGAUAAAACAGAGGCUAGCAAUAAAUAUUUGUGUGUAUACGUCAUGAACACUAGGUUACAAAUAAUCCAUUCAGAGUAACAUGAAGACUUUCGCGUCUAAUUUACCCACGUGUAGUAGUGCCACAAUGCAUUAAAGUGCAUCUAGUCUAAGUUCAUACACGUAAUUUUUUCUUAUUCUAUUAGAAAUAUAAAAGAGUUGCUCAAUUUAUAAUACAAAUUGAGAAAUAUACUGUUGGAAUGGAAUUUUUUAUGAGAUUAUUACUGAGAGAAAGUGUGUCGAUAAAUAUAGACUUUUCAAACCUAAAUGCAUUUAACGAAAUAAGUAAACUAUACUUUUUCGGCUGUUUAAUUAAUGUUUAUUUAUUUUCAUGCAUAAUAGUGAUAAAUUAAUAUAAAAUCUAAUUUUAAUAAAUUGCUACAAAUAAACUUAUAUUAUACAAACAAUAUUAAAUGUUAAAGUUAUCAAUUUAUAUUUAACGUAAUGUUUAUCAUUAGUUUGAAGAUAUCAAAGUCAAUACCGAAUUUUCUGUAAGUGGUAAUUUGGUGCAAUGUAUUUUAAGGCUGGUACUAUAUCUAUUAUUAUCCUCCUCAAAAUUAAAUAAUUCAUAUCUCAACAAGUUUUUUAUAUUUCUAGUGAUUUGUAAAAAAUGAUUACGUGUGUUUGCUUGGCACUAAAUGCACUGGUAUCUGUACAGAAUUUUAUACAUGACAUGUAAGGCUGCCAUUUAUAUGUGUAAAUUAAGUUCGAAUUGUACAUAACAUAGGAGAAGAAGCACGCGCUGAUGCAAAAUAUAAACGUUGAGGGCACGUGAGAAUGAAUUAAGUCUUUGUAUAUACAGAUCGUUUGUUAAUAACUGAAACGUGUACAAUUCGUAGGAUAUACAUUAUAUAUAAAAUAUUCAGUGAGUAAAAAGUAUUGUUGACUUGUAUGGAAUAAAAAUUCAUUAUUUGUACAAAGAGGGCGCUUGGUAUUUAAAUGAGAGAGAUAAAAAAUGGGAGUAUACGUUUCAUAGCAAACCACUAUAAACAAGACUGCAAUAUCUGUCCAAUUUAAUAAUAAACAUAUUAUAUAUACAUGUUGCAAUUCACCGCGCUUCCUCACCGACACAAAAUCGUAUUUAACGUAAUUCCUAGCAUAAGCGAACAAAUGAGCAAAAAGAUAAUAAGUAUAUAUACACAUAUAUUGCACAUACUUACAUCUAUAAUCGAACAUCUAUGAAACAUGUAAGCGUUAAACGACACCCGUCGUUAUCGAUUCACUCAUGUCUGUACCACCUAACGAUUGUAUACUAUGUUUCACUAAAAGAUGAAGGAACGAAGAAAAUAGUACCACAGUCUUCACCGGGAAUGAACUGCAUCUGCGUAUGAGUCAGUGCGAUAUAAUUCGAUUAAGUAAUUUAUACCCGGACUGUGUAAUCGGUUAAGUUUGCAAACAGCAAUAUAAAUUUGUACAUUGUGUAUAUAAGUACCUACGAACUAUAGGGUGACUCACAAAAGAUGGAGUACACAGAUAAUCUUUGUCCUGUUUGUCUUGGAAGCAUAGCCAAAAGCGUAAAACACAGUCUAAGAAUUUUUGAGAAAAUUAUUUAAAAAAAUCUUGUUUGAUUUCCAAUGCUAUCAUUGUUUUUAUGUAAAUAUGUACAUUAUUAUUUCUGUAUGAUAGUUUGUAUAAAAUUGGAUCCAGUGAUACUGUUUUAUGAAUCUUCAUAAUGAGGCUACCAAUUCUCAGCAUUAUAAAUGAUGAAAAUUUGAUGUCUCACUAAAACUGAAUCUUUAAUUUUCUUUGAAAAAGAAUUGUAAGGCUUUAAGAAAAUUGACUGGAAUUUUGACAGAAUAUUGCGUUUAUCAUAUUUAUUCCUGAAAAAUAUUUGAUUUAUUAAAAGAUUUGGAUGGUCAGUUUCUUGUGAAUCAUCUUGUAUACUUAAUUACCAAACAUGGUAUAGACAAAUUGCAGAAUAUUCAAGAUGUUACUGUUAGUAUCUCGAUAAAUUAUAUGUGUCAUUUAAUAUGCAUGAUUAACAAACCAGAAAAGAAAAGAAAGAAACAUAAAAAGAAAUUCACACGAAUAACAUAAGACAUAAGGGUAUAGACAUUAAUUAAUGAUAUGGUCCAACUUAAGGAAAAUAUUUCAAACACUUGUUCCUGUUUGAAAGAAUUUCAUACUAUGUUAAAGCUUUCUCUUUCUCUCUCUUUCUCUCGAAUAACGAAGGCACUGAUUUAUUACCUUUAACUUGCGAACACACACACUGUUAUGAGAUUUCAUUUUGGCUAACACUAUAGGGGGCUGGGAAACGGGUAUAGUAAGGGGAUAUACUAAUAGCAUUUAAACAUUUUACUAUCGAUACUUCGAAUCGAAACUAGAUGUUACUCACCGUGUAUAAUUUCAGCUUUACACGUAACAUUGUAACUUAUACACAUAUUUUUUAUAUAUAUUUAAUAAAAAGAACGAGUAAGCAA